This is a messenger RNA of Gadus macrocephalus (Pacific cod), 1386 nucleotides long. It is a transcript of the gene bnip4, whose product is annotated as BCL2 interacting protein 4. NCBI's taxonomy places the organism in Eukaryota, Metazoa, Chordata, Actinopteri, Gadiformes, Gadidae. The coding region runs from base 165 to 749 and encodes 194 amino acids. Gene Ontology annotation, biological process: positive regulation of apoptotic process; mitochondrial outer membrane permeabilization. The record is from RefSeq and is a predicted model, not a curated record. Gene Ontology annotation, cellular component: mitochondrial outer membrane; mitochondrial envelope; nucleus. The transcript has 6 exons.
CAUUCACAAGCCAAUCACAAUCAUGGUAAACAGAAGAUUGCGUCAUUGUUAUUGUCGUGGUUCGUGGGCUUCUGUUUUAUUCUACAAGGUGGACGUGGUAUUCGUACAUGCAUUCGGUUUAAAUUGUGUUGAUCUCGACCGGAGACUAAUAGAGUUCGUACAAUAUGUCGGUUUCGAAGGAGAUUUCCUCGGAGGAGUUACAAGGUUCUUGGGUAGAGCUAAGCUUCAGUGGUUCAAGCUCCCACACGACGGGUUCCCAGGACGACCAGGGGGAACAGAGCCCAUCCUCAGGCCUGGAGGCUGACGUAGAGAACAUGCUUCUGGAAGCACAACAUGAGUCGGCCAGAAACAGCUCAAAGGGAAGCUCUCAUUGUAACAGCCCACUCCGAUCACAGACUCCCCUUAUACUGUGUAAGGGAUCGGAGGCAAACAGCUCACAGUCAGAAGAAGACUUCCAAGAAAGGAGGCGUGAAGUGGAAAACCUGAUGGUCAGGAACGCAGACUGGAUAUGGGAUUGGUCUAGCCGACCCGAGAACAACCCGCCCAAGGAGUUCCUGCUGAAGCAUCCCCCGCCGCGGCGCUCUGCCUCCUCCCUCAGCAUCAGGAACACCCGGGUGAUGAAGAGUGGGGGGGUCCUCUCCCCUCACUUCCUGAAGCUCUUCCUGCCCUCGCUCGUUGUUUCACACAUACUGGCCAUUGGCCUGGGGAUCUACAUCGGGAAGCGUUUGACCUCACAUAACACCUACUGAUUAUGUUGCUGUUUUAAGCUCAGGACAACUCCGGUCAUGCCGGGUUGGAUUGCGCAACUAGGCAUGCGUCAAAAACUACAAACAAAGCAAAAAACAAGGAGGAGAAGAGACAGCUGUGUGUCAUGCUUGGGUUUGGCCGAUUCCUCAAUGCUCAACGGUUUAGGGUGAGGUCCCAAGCUCCAGUCAUUGCUAAAUCACAUCGUCGUAUUCAUGAAUAUGUCCCCACACACACACUCGCUAUAACUCCAAAACACCAGGCCUGGCAAUGACCUUUUUGCCAUUUCCUGCUCCCUCAAAUGUGCACGAAUAGGAACUGACAUGGAAAGCUGUCAGUUCCUGUUAUAGUGGGGGGAAAAAGAUGAUGGUUGCCUCAGAGUGAUCUGCCAUCCAGUUGAUUGCUUCGUUGUUGUUUUUUUGUUGCAUUUAUCAUGUUUUGCUCCGUUGUCUAUGGGAUCUGCUUAUUUUAAGAAUGGUUAUUAUAAAUAAUUAUAAAUGAUUCACAUGUAAAAUUGACAAUGCAAGCAAAAUGUAAUCAGACUUUGUAUAUUGAACUGUGAUUGUGUCUUCCAUAAGCUUUAAAUGGACCUUUGUUUUCAAGCUUUUACUCAAGGCAAUAUUAAAAAAGGUAAAUGUUGAA